UCUGUGGAGGUUUACUGAUUUUGAUUCUGUGUCAUCAAUCUCAGUCGUUAUGUGAAAUUGUCGACAAAGAUCUGUGCAUUGAAGAGACUAUGCGGACUUGGAGUGAAGCGUCAAAAAGCUGUAAUUUGGUGGUAUCCAACACAUCUCUCAGUGUUGGUGUUCCAAUUACAGAUAUCCCUGUUCUCAUACACAGAUCCUCUGCUCCGACCUACAUGUCUAAGGAUGUUCACUGGAUAGGGGCCACAGGAACAUUCACUCCAUGGUUUGAACUAGCAGGAUGCAGCCUAUAUUAUUACUUUCCCUACAAUAAACAGUUGAUGUCCAGUUCAAAACUUGGUCCUAUUGCUCAAUGUCAUCAAAUAUGUGAAAACUGGAGAAACAGCUACAAGGAAUUCGGAAUAAACUACAAAGAGUGGAAGUUUUUAUAA
Messenger RNA from Saccostrea echinata, 428 nucleotides. RefSeq lists its product as uncharacterized. The transcript has 4 exons. The coding region runs from base 90 to 428 and encodes 112 amino acids. Lineage: Eukaryota; Metazoa; Mollusca; Bivalvia; Ostreida; Ostreidae. The record is from RefSeq and is a predicted model, not a curated record.